This is a messenger RNA of Sphaerodactylus townsendi, 1338 nucleotides long. It is a transcript of the gene SLC35D4, whose product is annotated as transmembrane protein 241. Bases 88 to 978 code for a protein of 296 amino acids. Lineage: Eukaryota; Metazoa; Chordata; Lepidosauria; Squamata; Sphaerodactylidae. The transcript has 15 exons. Gene Ontology annotation, cellular component: Golgi apparatus. The record is from RefSeq and is a predicted model, not a curated record. Gene Ontology annotation, molecular function: antiporter activity.
AUCAUGGCAGCCGCGGUAAAGUGAUCGGUUCUUGGGCAAGCGGCAGGAGGAAAGUGCCUUAACAUUGCUGCUCUCAUGCUUUAACAGAUGCCUUUAAAGAGACCUUCAGUCGGUCUCACCUUCUGUUUACUCUACUUGACUUCAUGUUUCACCAACAAGUAUGUCUUGUCUGUCUUGAAAUUCACCUACCCUACCCUUUUUCAAGGAUGGCAGACACUAGUUGGUGGACUUCUGUUGCACAUUUCCUGGAAGUGGGGCUGGGUUGAGAUGAGCAGCAGUUCAAGGACUGAAGUCAUUGCAUGGCUUCCAGCUUCUGCACUUUUUGUGGGAAUUAUUUACUCAGGUUCCAGGGCAUUAUCAAAAUUGCCAAUCCCUAUUUUUCUUACUUUGCAUAAUGCUUCAGAAAUUAUUACCUGCGGAAUCGAGAUGCUUGUGAAGAAAGAGCAAAUCUCUUUGCUAAAAAUCUGUAGAGUGCUGAUUCUUCUGCUAGCAGCAGUGUGCCUUCCUUUCUGUGACCCACAGUUUGAUACAGAUGGCUAUUUCUGGGCAAUCAUCCAUUUGCUGUGUGUUGGGGCUUUCAAAGUGUAUCACAAAUUGCGAAGACCAAGUUCUCUAAGUGACUCUGAUCAACAAUACAUAAACUAUGCAUCCAGUGUGGUGGUGUUGGCUUUUGCAUCCCACCCAACAGGUGAUCUCUUCAGUGCCUUGGAUUUUCCAUUUCUGCACUUCUAUAGCUUUCAUAGCAGUUGUUGUGCCAGUGGUCUUCUGGGAUUCCUUCUGACUUUACACAGAAUAAAGCUUAAAAGCAGCACAUCAUCCGGACAAUAUGCAGCUUGGAACUGUUUAGCAAAGGUUAUCACAGCUGGUCUGUCUCCAAUCAUUUUUGACAUUGCAAUGAAUGUUUCAACUGCCUGUUGUCUUUUGCUUGGUGGAUUUGCUGAAGUCUUGCUUCUUUACAUUGAAAGGGGCGGCUCAUGAACAGGGACCAAAGGAGGAAGAACACACUCUCCCUCUGGAAAUAAAAUCAGCAAUGGCCAUGAAACCCAAAUAAAAGUAAAGGGAAGUAGUCACAACAAUGAAGAUAUGUACUUCAAACAGCAAAUGCUCUAACUCCUCAGGCUUGGUUAGAGGAGCACCAAUUCUAUCAUGGUGGUGAAUCUAUUUACCCCAGCUCCAAUGAAUGUGGUCACCUUGCUUCCUUUAAGAAUCCCACGUCAGAAUGUGAUGCCUGUGCUUUCAUCACAUGAUCAUGUUGGCAAGAGCAGAAAUGUGUGGUUUGGGCAAACAUUGUAAGAGUGGUAUGGAAUGGUGAACAUUAAAGUAUAUAUAAACAUAAAA